Messenger RNA from Odobenus rosmarus divergens (Pacific walrus), 2545 nucleotides. RefSeq names its product RAB11 family interacting protein 2 (class I) (gene RAB11FIP2). The transcript has 5 exons. NCBI's taxonomy places the organism in Eukaryota, Metazoa, Chordata, Mammalia, Carnivora, Odobenidae. Gene Ontology annotation, biological process: regulated exocytosis. The record is from RefSeq and is a predicted model, not a curated record. Gene Ontology annotation, molecular function: small GTPase binding. Bases 253 to 1791 code for a protein of 512 amino acids. Gene Ontology annotation, cellular component: phagocytic cup; endosome.
GAGGCCUGGGCGGCGCGGCCAGGGGAUGGUGGGCCCCUGGGCUUCUGCAGCGGAGAGGGCACCCCCAGAACAGCCGUGCCUCCGGGCUGCCCCAGCGAGGCGCUUGACAGCGAGCCCUGGGGAAGUUGGGCAGCUGUGAGUUUGCCUGUCGCCGUUAAGUGCCCUUAGGAUGCAGUGAUUAAGGAAUUAGGCUCUCCCUCCGGGAGGGGCACUGCCUGCGCUUGAGAACUCGGUGCAGAGAAAAAGGACAGAAUGAUGCUGUCCGAGCAAGCCCAAAAGUGGUUUCCUACCCACGUGCAGGUCACCGUGCUCCAAGCCAAAGAUCUUAAGCCAAAAGGCAAAAGUGGCACCAAUGACACAUACACUAUAAUUCAGUUGGGCAAGGAAAAGUACUCCACCUCUGUAGCUGAGAAAACCCUUGAGCCAGUCUGGAAGGAAGAGGCCUCUUUUGAGCUACCUGGAUUGCUAAUGCAGGGGAAUCCAGAGAAAUACAUUCUUUUCCUCAUAGUUAUGCACAGGUCCCUGGUGGGUCUGGAUAAGUUUUUAGGGCAGGUGGCAAUCAAUCUCAAUGACAUCUUUGAGGACAAACAAAGAAGGAAAACAGAGUGGUUUAGAUUAGAAUCCAAACAAGGAAAAAGAGCCAAAAACAGGGGUGAGAUAAAGGUCAAUAUUCAAUUCAUGAGGAACAAUAUGACAGCAAGUAUGUUUGACUUAUCAAUGAAGGACAAAACAAGAUCUCCUUUUGCAAAAUUAAAAGAUAAGAUGAAAGGUAGAAAAAAUGAUGGGACAUUUUCUGAUACGUCUUCUGCAAUCAUUCCAAGUUCUCACAUACCCGAUGCCAAUACUGAAUUUUCAAGUGGUGAAAUACAGAUGAAAUCCAAACCAAAAAAGCCUUUCCUCUUGGGUCCUCAGCGACUCUCUUCAGCACAUUCAAUGUCUGACUUAACUGGGACCCACAUAUCUUCUGAGAAACUGAAGUCUGGCACCAUUGGUCAAACGCAUCUUCUUGGACGGCAGAUAGAUUCCUUUGGAGCGGUUCCGGAGAGCGGAAGUCUCAAAUCUCCACACAGAAGAACAUUAAGCUUUGAUACUUCUAAAAUGAACCAACCUGACAGCAGUGUGGAUGAAGGUGAAUCGUCUUUCGGAAGACAAAAUGACCCAUUUACAAAUGUGACUGCUUCAUUACCCCAAAAAUUUGCAACACUGCCAAGGAAGAAAAAUCCAUUUGAAGAAAGCAGUGAAUCAUGGGACAGCAGCAUGAAUUUAUUUUCAAAAUCAGUUGAAGUAAGAAAAGAAAAUAAAAGAGAGAAAAGGGAGAAAGUUAGCCUGUUUGAAAGAGUGACUGGAAAAAAAGAUAGCCGAAGAUCUGAUAAACUUAACAAUGGGGGAUCUGAUAGCCCUUGUGACUUGAAAUCACCUAAUGCAUUUAGUGAAAAUCGUCAGGACUAUUUUGAUUAUGAGUCAACUAAUCCGUUUACAACAAAAUUCAGGGCUUCAAAUGUAAUGCCAUCUUCAAGUUUUCAUAUGAAUCCGACAAGUAAUGAGGACCUCAGGAAAAUCCCGGACAGCAACCCUUUUGAUGCCACUGCAGGGUAUCGUGGUCUGACCUACGAGGAGGUCCUCCAGGAGCUGGUGAAGCACAAAGAGCUCCUGAGGAGGAAAGAUACCCACAUCCGGGAACUCGAGGACUACAUCGACAACCUCCUUGUGAGGGUCAUGGAGGAGACACCCAGUAUCCUCAGAGUGCCGUACGAACCGUCCAGGAAGGCUGGCAAAUUUGCCAACAGUUAAUAAGCCAGUUGUGCCGCAUUUAUGAUUAAGGGCAAAAAGGAAAGAAGAAAGAGAAAAAGAAUGAAGAAAAUCUUGGUACUGCAAGAAACUGCAUUAUCAGGCGUCAUUAUAUACUGUUUCCUUGCGAAAAAUUAUUUUACCUGUAAAUAUUAACAGGGACCAUCAAGAGUGACCUUUGAAGUGAGCUCAAUAAUUGAAACAUUUCAAGUGAAAAUGGGCCAGAUUCUGAAUGAAUAAGCAGUUCCUUAGGAUUCACUUAGGUGCUGGUGCUGGCCUACUAACCUGCCACAGGCCUAGGGAUAGCUGUGAAGUACAUGACGUACUGUUCCUCAGGAAUGGAUCUCAUAAAGCAGAAUCGAUGCUCUGGCUGGUUUCUCAGAAGUCAAUUUGUAGACAUACUUAGCUGCAGGAAUACUGUUCAUUAUAAACACUAAAAAAAGUUCAUAUUUUAUAUGCAUAUAUAUGUACAUGAAUAUAUGUUCAUGUAUCUUUGUAUAUAAAAUACAUGCAUAUACCUCAUAUAUACAUGUGUUUCUAGAACAUUUAAAAACAACUGAUUGCCUCUAAAAUUAGGAUACCAAUUUCUUAAUUUGAAAAUCUAUGUGUGCUCUGUCGAUGCAAAACAAAUCAUCAUUGCUACCAGUACAGUUAGAGGGAAGCUGCUUCAGAUCACUCUUGACUUUGCGAAUCUUGGUUUCACAAUGAGCUGCUCCUAUAUAUUAUUCCAGCAUCAGAUGUUUGCUCUUUUUCUAAA